AUUCUAUUUUCACGAAUAACUACAUGAUUAUGAAACUCAUUUGUAUGUAACCACCAGACUAUCUACGUAUACCUAACGGCAGAAACACUUGUUAAUCAAGUGUAGUGAGUGGUGAAUUUGAAAUAAAAUUCAACUACAAAAUAAAUACAAUUAAAUUAAAUUAAUUACUUAAAGUAAGAAGAAAAGUUCCUGAGCUUAGAAUUGUUUAACGAUAUCAAAUUGGUUGACAAUUAAAAGUAUGCAUAAUGGCUCGUCAUAUAAUGGCUGUUUGUGUGGUAUGUCUGUUAUGUGCAGAUCAUUUGCCGUGCCAACAACAUGUUGAAACACUAUUUCCUGCCCAAAACCUUAAUACGGAGUAUACACAAUUAAAUGCUGUUGUAUACAAUGCAAACGAUUUAUCCUCCUCCCAUGCAUCUAAAACACAAUCAUCAGAAACCACCGUUGCAUAUGCCACAUCGAGUAGUGAUAAUCGCAGACGCAGAAGAACAAAGCGACAUUCAGGUGAUCAUGGUCAUGAUCAUGAUGAGCACGAUUCACAUACAAGACCCGAAAUUACAGAAGCUUUCUUGAAAAGAAUUUUCAACGAAUUUGGUAGCGGAAAUGAUACAAUACAUGUCCAUGAUUUCCAACGAAUGUUAAACAAAUUAGGAUUACAUCAACUGCUACCGCAAAACUUACAUAAACAUGAUGACAACAUCAAUGAUAAUGAAACCUGCAUUGCUGAUUCAAAAUUGGUACAUUAUAUUAAGCCUCACAGUCCUCCAUUACAUGAUCAUCAUAAUAAUAAUAAUAAUCAUCAUAAUCACAGUAAUGAUCAUCACCAUCACCAUCAUCAUCAUCAUGAUGGAAGCGAAGAAAUCUCUACAAAUUGUACAAACGUAGCUGAAGGUUGUACUCAAGCGAAUACCUCAGAGCAUAUAAAUAAGGAUGAUAAUGAACAUCUUAAUUAUGCUCUCAAUCAGGAAGAUAUAGUAAAUGUGUGUCCGAUAUUAUUAUAUCAAUUAUCAUCGUCCAUAAAUCCCGCAAAUCCAGGUUGUAUAUCCAAAGAGCUAUUAUUGGAAAUAGAUGAACACGAACUAAAACAAUUUCAACAAAACAAUGAGGAUAUACUCUGGGUAUGGAUUUAUGCAUUUAGCGCUGUUUUAGCCUGCAGUAUUCUUGGUUUAGUUGGCGUAGCAAUUAUACCAUUUAUGAAUUCACGCUUCUAUAAACACAUUAUUCAAUUCUUGGUAUCAUUGGCUGUUGGUACUAUGACUGGUGAUGCUCUACUCCAUCUGUUGCCCCAUUCACUUGCUGGACAAAAUGAAAGUAAUAUGAUCUUUAAAGGUCUUACUUGUAUGGGUGGCAUUAUUUUCUUUUAUAUAACCGAACAUGGCUUGACCAUGAUAUCAGAGUGGCGUAAAAGUGUUGCCAAAAAAGAGGCCAACCAGCCGUCUAGAGCUAAAGUUAUGAGGGAUCCCGAUUCGUCUUUAAAUAAUUCUGUGGCUGGCGACAAGGUUUGCAAAUCGAAAUACAGUUCAUAUCCGUAUUGUUAUGAUGAUAUUGCAAUGGAUACCAAAAAUGAUGUAUGGCUACAUUUGCCUAACAAAACGUUGGAAAAUGUUGAAAAUAAUGGACGAAAUGGAAAAGUUGACACAGAAAGUGGAGAUAACGCCACACAAUCAUUACUCUCAACUUCGCAAAAUAAUUAUGCCCCAUUAGCCGAGAGAAAUCACAACCAACACAAUCACAAUCAUAAUGAUCAUCAACAGCAACAACAGACCCAACAGCAGCAACAACAACAUCAACAUCAACACGGUCAUUGUGAACCAAUGCCCGAAAAUAAUACAGUUGCUACCGAUUUAGAUGGAAAUAUUGUGGGUGAUGGUGCUAUCAAUACCGUAACUGGAGCCACGAAUGGCAAAGAUUUGGCAAACGAUAAUACCGUUACCGUUAUUCUGCGAGAACAUGAAUCUUCCCAUCAUGGCCACUCACACAAACAUGGUCACGUACAUUCACCACCGGAAUCAUUAAGUGCUGUUGUUUGGAUGAUUAUUAUGGGUGAUGGUUUGCAUAAUUUCACCGAUGGCAUGGCAAUAGGUGCUGCCUUUGCUGAAAAUAUGGCCGGUGGAUUUUCCACAGCCUUAGCCGUAUUUUGUCAUGAAUUGCCACAUGAAUUGGGAGAUUUUGCAAUACUCAUGAAGGCUGGCAUGUCUGUAAAAUCGGCCGUGUACUAUAAUCUCUUGACUGGUGUAUUAAGUUUUAUAGGCAUGAUAUUUGGUAUUGUUUUCGGACAGUCACAUGAAACUGCCCAAUGGAUGUUUGCAGCAGCAGCUGGACUUUUUAUCUACAUAGCCAUGGUAGACAUGAUGCCCGAAAUAUCAGCAGCUCAUAAGUCUUUACAACAGUUUGCUUUACAAAUUCUGGGAAUGGCAAGUGGCGUUUUACUUAUGCUUUUGAUAGCAAUUUAUGAAGAUGAUUUAAGAAAUGUGUUUUCUACCGCCUAAAAUUAAUCAGCUAUUAAACCGAACAAACAAUGGAUUCCUAAAAAAAAUAAGAAAAAUGAAAAUAGUUGUUAAAAACAAACUCUGUAUUCUUUUACUUGAAACAAGAAGAAACUACCACACGACUACUAACUACCACUUUCAAUAUAACUACCAUUAGGAACAGAACAUAAACAAACCAUUUAUUAGUCAUAUUAGUAAUACGAGUAUAUAUUUAAAAACAAGAAAAAUGAAAAAUGAAAAAAGAAAAAUCAUUUGUAUUUAUACCAAGUAUAUUAAGCUCAAAUGUUAAUUAUUCACAAUCGCCAAUCAAACACGUACAUACACACACACACACAUAAAUAUUUAUUUUUGUUGCCUAAAAACCACGAAUAUAUUUUUCUCAUUAAUUACACAGUCAAUCAAUUAAACAAAAGAAAAAAGAAAACAAUUAAAAUCUUUUAAAAUUCUAAAUACGAUAUUUUAAUUUAAUUUAAAACUUCUGUCUAUCUAAUAUUAUAGUUUUUUUUUUACAACAGUAUAAUUAUUUUGCUGUUCUCCAGUUUUUAAAGGAGAAUUAUUUAUAUAUUUAAGGCAACGAUACAUAUUUCAGACACAUUUUCAGUUUUACAAUUCAGCAUACUAUCUUGUUGACGCUUAAAAGAACCAACAAUAAAUCAUUUUACUUAAACAUUUUCUACACACUAAUUCAAUUCACUAAUUUAAUAAGCCACUACCCUACAAACUGAGAAAAGAAGUCUUUGAAUAUUUGAAAUUUGAAACUAUUUUAAAAGUGUGUUCUAAUUCAACAUUUGUUUAUUUACUUUAUUUUUGCUACUAAUUAUUUAGUAUACAUACGUUUUUUAUAAUUAAUAUAUUAAUCUACAUAUAUAUUUUUUUAACUUCUAGUUCUUGUUAAUUUUGUUUUCCUUAUAAUGCGUUUACUUAAAAUUAGUCUUAAGUUAUUUUAAAUGAGAUAAUUUGAAAAGAAAAAGAAUAAUUAGUAUUAGAUAAAGUUUUUCAAUUGUGAAAAUAUUUUUUGUCUUCUUUAUAUUAGCAAUCACUUAGUGAUUUAAUUAUGAUAUUUUUUUAUAUGGAAAUACAUGCAAUUCGAGUUAAAACUA
Calliphora vicina (urban bluebottle blowfly) is the source of this 3586-nucleotide messenger RNA. RefSeq names its product fear-of-intimacy (gene foi). The record is from RefSeq and is a predicted model, not a curated record. Gene Ontology annotation, molecular function: zinc ion transmembrane transporter activity; monoatomic cation:bicarbonate symporter activity. The coding region runs from base 246 to 2486 and encodes 746 amino acids. Gene Ontology annotation, biological process: intracellular monoatomic cation homeostasis; zinc ion import across plasma membrane. Gene Ontology annotation, cellular component: plasma membrane. Lineage: Eukaryota; Metazoa; Arthropoda; Insecta; Diptera; Calliphoridae. The transcript is spliced from 6 exons.